Molecule: messenger RNA, 6854 nt
Organism: Linepithema humile (Argentine ant)
Lineage: Eukaryota; Metazoa; Arthropoda; Insecta; Hymenoptera; Formicidae
Source: RefSeq, a predicted model, not a curated record
GUGGAAUGACGCCUAGGUCGGAGGUAGACUGAAGUAGACUGUAAUUACGAGAUUCCCUAUCGCUGGCGGUCGGUAAUGACUCGUUCCGUAAUCGUGCCGGUGCCAGCAGGUAGUAACCUUCCAACGCAUGCUGCGAACGCCGCGAUCGAGAUAAUUUUGGCGCUGAACCCACGGGGCGAAGCACGUCGCGUGGACGUCGGUAUAUCCCGAGGAUAUUUUUGUCGUCUACUGGUCGCUGUACCUCCUCGACGAUCGCGCAGUUAUCUUUUUCUUGUUCUGUACAUAUGCUGAUGUAAGCGCUUUCUUCGAGUGAAUUUGCGCAGUUACGAGAGUGAGUAAACGAGCGAAGGAGCGAGCGAGCGAGCGAGCGAGUGAGCGUAAAACGCACAUCACCCCUUAAAAUGCAGCCAAAUAGGCACCGAAUCAGCGUCGAAUCGGAAUGCAUUGCUUGGAAAGAGGAGAGAAGGCAAGCGGCGAUUUGCGCGUGGGCGUUUGGAUGAAAAAGAAGGAUGCCAGCAGCUGGUGCGGCCGUGCCGGCCGUUGCCGAAGGGGGUCAGCUGGAGGAUUUAGACGAGCCGCCGGAGCCACGUGCUCGCGGUGGUGGCGGACGGGCCGGCUUGAUGAAACCCCUGGUGGUAUUGGCCCUACCUGGGAUGUACCUCUUCUACAAGUACAGCCAGUACAGACGAGAGCAGCGCGAGCUUUCGCGCAGAAGAGUCACCGAGCGGGAGCUUCAGCAUCUUCAUCACAAAAUCGACAAGUUGCUGACGAAAUUGGAGGAAAAUGAGCCGGAGUUGGCGUCUUCGCAGGAGGAUGAGUGCGUCAUAUGUGUAAACGCGAGAGCGACGAUGCAAACGGCGCCGUGUGGGCAUCGAGUAGUCUGCAGACGCUGUUUCGUCAAGACGAUACAAAUGGCGGUGUCUCAGAGGCUCUUGCCGCUGAGAUGCGUUAUAUGCAGAGCGAAAAUUCUACGGCUGAAACAGACCCUCAUUCCGCGUGAUUAUUCGAUGUCGGGUAAAUCCUGGGUACUCCCGCAAAGCGCAUCGGAAUACAACAUGGGUACGGGCGUUACCGCCGGCGUUUCCGGGCCGGGUGGCAGAUGGGGAGCCGGAAGCGUACCAGCCUCUGCCUCUCUAUACUCGAUGGCCAGUGGUUCGUCCUCCAUCUCUGGAGUGUCUUCCGUCUCUUCGGCAACUUCCUCGUCCGCGAAUAGCACAGGAAGCUCCUCGCUCGGCAAACCCACGAGGUUACGGCAACCCACGGGCGCAACCCUAAGACGCUCGCAAACGCAAUCGAUGAAAAUGCGGAUUCAGGAGUAUCAGGAUCCGAUUCAGCAAGUCACCGAGGAAGAGGAUAUGAUGCGGGAGAGCCGGGAGCGCCGAUUACCGCCGAUCAAGGAAUUCCAGAGAGACUAUCGUGCGGGCAAAGCCUCCACUAGAAUCAGAUGUGCUCAAAAAAUCGUGACGCAGCUGGAAACGUCGCCGAGCCCGAGAAGCGCGCCCGGCGUGACAACGUCGACGUCGUCGUCGUCGGCGUCGUCGUGCGGCCGCGCCGCCUCGAAGCGAUCGGCGACGGCGCCGAAGAUGUCGGUGGUCCAGGAGGUGCAGAAGUCGAAGAAGGAGAAGGAACGGGAGAAGGAACGCGAGAAGGCGGAGAAGGCGCGGCAGAAGGAGGAGGAGAAGGCGGAGAAGACCAGGCAGAAGGAAGCGAAGAAGCUGGCGAAGGAAGAGAAGAAGCGAGCGAAGAAGGAGGCGAAGGCGCGGCGGAAGGAAGCCGAGGAAGCCCUCCUGAGGGACGAGAAGUAGGAGUCUGAAAGGAUCUCAAUAUGAGUAUCGAGGGAUCGAUCGUUUGCGGUACAGGUGUCCUGAAGGGUCCUCGAGACUGAUGGGGAUUCCCAGUAUUCUGUACCCGGCGGGGGAUCGAUAUCACGUACGGGAUGAGUUACGGACGUUCGUGUAAUUGCAAGAAUAACGGCACUCCGCAAAGGAUGUCGCUCUCGUGUCUCUUGAAAAUUCCAACAGCCAGCUAUCGACUAAUGAACAUGGCCUAGCACGAGAGCGGUUUUGUGAGAAGCGAACACUCGGCGCAAUUAUAGCGAUCUUGUUGGUAUUAAUAAAUCCGACUCUUCUCUCUUGCGCCGGCAUAUUCAUGGCUCGUUCGUUGUUUGAAUGGAGCUUUAAUAAUUAAACGUCUCGAAUAGCUCUUCGUAACUCAUCCCGAACUGUUCGUCAUUUUAAAACGUAGGCUCGUGAGAGGGGCGGUGAGGAGAAGUAUACCUAAAAAAAAAAAAAUCUAGAAGCGGCCAAACUUAGUAACCCGUCAUAUCGAGUUAUCGCGGACUAAUACUAUUAUCGAUAGGAAAACUCGAGCAUAGCGCUACAAUCUAGAAUCCAAACGAAUUAUUUCGACAUCUUAAUCAUCGCGCGAUUUUUUUUCACUCCGAAACCAUCUAUCUCAUUUUCUGAAAUUUAUUUAAACCACCCUGCCAAAGAUUUUGAAGCAGUCAAACGUGAUAACAUUUUAGACUUAAUAAAAAAAGAAAAGACGCGCAAACGUGAUCUCUAUCAGUUAUACGAACAAUCAUCGCAAAGUGUAAUCAAUUCACAAUUAAUUCAUUUGUGCGACAAGCAUCUUUAUCGUGACAUUUAAUCGCCGACCGCCAAUUCGAGAUAAUCGAUAAUCCUGUUCCUCCAGUCAAUUUAAACUAGUCAUCGUGUCCUCGCCUACGACAUAAAAAAAUAUUCGACUCUCGAUCCUUUUUAUCCUUAUCCUACUUUACCAUCUCAUAUCAUUUCAGUAGAGAAUCGCGCGGAGCAAAGUGCUUGCAGAAUAUAAAUAUAAUUUUUCUAUUUUACUAAUAAUCCAGUAAAAAAGAAUUGCACGAAUCGACACACUUUUCAACAAUAUUCUAAUGUAUAAGAAAAAUUAACUUUUAGCUAAAAAAGGCUCAAUGCAGAAGUAUAAAAAUUUAGAACUCUAAUUUAUAGCACCUUCUCCUUUCCAAAUUUCACUUAUUAAAUCGACGAAAAAGAGACGCAAGCAUUUUUCUCUGCUUUCUACUUUGCACUACACAUCAAAUAUCCCCCAUUAUCAUCUCGUAUGUUGUAAAUACACCCGCAGAGAAUUUCACGAACGGACGUGAAGGACUUUCGUGCCGCGAGCAAAGUCGUACACGAGUCGCGUACGAGGAUAGCCUAAUAAGAUCGAUUUGUUAAAACGCGAAAGGAUAUACCUAAUAACGAGAUAGUCUUAUAUAGUACAAUAUACAUUUAUAAAUAUAUAUAUUAUAUAUUAUAAAAAUAGGCAGAGAGCAGAAAUUUUUGAAAACGCAGCGCGUGUCUCGUUACUGUUCGUGAAUUUGUAGGCUCGUAGAAACUCUUGUUAACGAUUAUCCUUCGGUUCGAACCUUUCUCGCUCGGCAAUACACGGGCGAUUAUUAUCUAAACUAAUCAAGCAAUUAAUUAUGAAAUCUCUAUACUCUACGACGUUCAGUAGAUUUCUCGUACAGAUUUAAGGAUGCAAGUUACAUGAGAUUUACGCGCUGAUAGCUUUAACGACGAAAACCCCUGUGUCGUCGCGACACACACACACACACACACAUACAUACAUAUAUACACACACAGAUACAAUAAUACAUAUACAUCCGGAUCUCGAUUGUCUAUCGCCUUGCGAGUCUCCCGUAAGCAGCUGAAAAAUCAAAAGCAAUUUUUUUACCAAGUCUGCGCAUCAAGAAUAACUGCAAGUCUCGAUAUCAAAAGGAACAUUGAGUAGGAAAGUAGUUCGACGCGAAAAUCUACCAGCUAGAUAGACGACAACCUUGUCGGCAAGGAAACCCAAUGUUAUUUUCAGCAGUGCAUUUAAUAGCAAUGACGGUUUGAUAAUAAUGACAAUACUUUUUUUGUAACCGAAAGAAAACCGCAGGCGAGCGUGAAAUCUUUCGGCAGCCACGUGCUAUUACGAGCUGUCGCGUUAUGAUAGUAGAACGGGUGAGAAAGUCUCAAAUGCCAUUUCUUGUCCUUUCGUUACCUCGCUCUGUGAGAUCGAGCUCGAUGCACAGUUUUAACAUGAACGAAAGAUAAUCAAACAUCGGACGGUAUUUUAAUAAGCUACGAUACAAAAUAUAGUAGAAUCGUGAAGAAUCGCGAACCAUACCUGCAUGAAAGCUCAGUUCCUAAAGUUGAAAUCAAACAUUUAAAUUAUAUGCGACAGUUCGGAGAGCAAAGUAUACAAUUUAUUCAAGAAUCUUGAACAUUUAUCGUUGUGUAAAAAACAAAAUUAAAUAUCAAAUUUUUUAUUUAUAGUAAGAUAAGACAUUCACGGUAUGGUUCGACGAUUUGGAAACCUAGUAAACAUGAUCAAAGUAAGGCAUCAGCGUUACCGAAAACACGAAUGCUGCAGCAUUCGAGAAGAAUUGGAUUUUAAGCGUAUACUAAAAGCGAGCGUGCACAUAUCAGUAGUAAUUAGUCGAUUUUAAUUAGCGUUCUCGUGUAAACCGCAUUAUGCCGCUACAAAACGACCCAAUUUCUGUUUGUCUACGGUGAAUGCCGGCAGAAUAAAGUAAUUACAAGAUAUAAUCACAAGCGACAAUGAGGUUAAUACGACAACGCUAUUAAUUAGCAUGUAACGUUAACCGUCAAUUAUUGUAUCCGUUGCAUCGAGCCCAAUUGUGACGAGUCCGACGGCACAUUCAACAAUCAAAAUAAGCGCAUUGAUCGAUGUGGAUCCUCGAUUGAUUCAUGAACAGACUCGCGGAGGCUCAAGACGAGUACGAAAACUUUUGCAGAUGAGAAUUGGAAAAUUGUGGAAGAAGGUAAUCUAUAUUCUAUAAUUGAAUUUCUCGUUUUUAUAUUGAGAAACAUAAUUUUUAGAAAAAAAAAAAGAAAUGUUUCUGGACUCAGCAAAAAUAUUCUGCGUAAAUAUCGAAGAGGCGGAUGCAAGAAGUUUUUGAAAAUUGCGAUACGCUCGAGGAUCGUCAUCGUGAGAAAUCAUUAAGCAUUUAGGAUCUAGGAAACUUUCCUUACGGCACAUGCGAGCGCGAGACUUUCUCGAAUCCCGCUGGAAGCGGAGGAAGCUGUAGAUGCAAAUCGCAAUUAGCGUGCGUCUAGAAUGCGGGAACGCGGCGAAGAAGCACGAUUUUCUCGCCAUCGUCAUGUCAAUUUAUCGAGCACACCAUAUACACGCGACGUUAAUAAAUCCGCGCGCGGAUGAUGAUCAGCGAGUAUUCACGACGGCUCCCGUCAGACGGCGACCAUCGCAUUUGCAAAAAUCGAUACGAUCUGAUUUCUCUAAGUCACGCCAACGGGAAAUGCCUACGUCCGCGACAAGAUUAUAUCGGGAUAAAAAGAGCGCGGGAGCGAAAUACAAGAGUUCUCGUCGAACGGGUCUCGCGCGAGGCGCGAAUCUCUUCGACACAGUCGAUUUGUUAAUCCUUGCAACGGACUUUCAACUAUUAUGAUUGAAUUUCGCAAACUAAAUUCUCUCAGCAAUUUAAUCUUUUCAAUAAAUAAAUGGUAAUACUUGCGAUACGAUAAAGAGCAAUAUCAAUUCUAUUUUUCAUUAUUUGAUAUAAUGAUGCACGGAAUAGAAUAGCUAUAUUCGACAAAUUAUAAAAACAUAAAUUAAAAUUAUAUAAAAAAAAGAAAACAAGUUAAAAGCAAAUUGCGCAUUUCUGCUAAUAUGUAAUGAGACAUCUGCGCUGAAAAUAUAUUUUGAUUCAUCACAAUAGUUGAGGAUUAACAAUAAAAAAGCAAAAAAAAAAAAAAGAAACAAAAAUGCAGAAAAGACAAGAUAGCGUAAUCGUUGGCAAUAAUCUUCGGUUUAAGGAGGAGAAAAAUGUGUGUAGAAGAAGAGGGAGACGAUCGUGUCUUGUCUGUGUGAUAGUGCGAAACGCGUAUAUCACGGUUAGACGUAACGAGAACGAUUUUAUUGUACUUUAUUAUAUAAGGCAGAAAAUUUGUAGGCAGUUUAUAUUAGGCCGGCAUAUCGACACGGCGAUUCGCGUCCUGCAAAAGAAAGGACUAGGUGCAAUUGUCGUUUCGAGUUUCAACGUAAUGCUCGCGUAACGACUCCGAAAUCCCACGUUCUGUCUUUUUAUCCGAAGAAAGAAAGGAUAUUAAAAAUUUUUGCGUCAGCUGAAAGUAGGUGAAGCUAAAUAUUGCCUUCCGUUCGAAAGCUAGCGUUGCCGUGUUUCGUUUCUCUUCCUAAAAUCUCUUCACAGUAAUUUUCUUUCGAAACAAGGCAUUGUACGAUCUGAAAAAAAAAGAAACUGUGGGCGUAAUUAAGGAGCGCGAGUUGCAUAAAAUCAAAAAUCAUCCAUGGCCGAACGUGCCGUGGACAUUGGACGCGCGCGGUCCGCAGUCGCAACACAGAGAUAAUCUCUCACGCUCCUCAAUCGACGCUCGCCCGGAUACUCGUUAUAUUCGAAGCGCGUUGAAAGACGACAAACUUGACACUAAUAUUAAUCACGGGAUGUUUAUAUCGUAGCAGAUAAGUGCUAACAGCUAGAGGACGAGUAGCGUUUCGGUUCAUCCACUACGAGCUUCUUAGAAAUUUUUCAAAGGGCUGUGACGCCCUCUUUCCUCUUCUCGAAUCUAUACAAUAUAUCUUCGACUGCAUCUCGGAUCUCAUCGACUCGCGCUUGACAAAUAAGACGAGAGAUAUAAAAAUGGCUUGAGCGGUUGAUUUUAUCGAGUCUAUUUUUAGUAGUUUUGUUCAAAGACUAAAACAGACGAAGAGAAAAGGGAAAGGUGAAGCGAAACUUAUAAAAAAGAUUGUAUUAUGCGAUGUGUUGCGAUCUGUAAGAACAGAUAAUGAAUAUAAACAACAAAUCAAAUAAAACGUUACGAUAAAUGUUA